AUGUUAUCUUGGAUAGUUCUAAUAUUAUUUUACUUAAAUUAUUCUAAUAGGAAUAGUUAUGCUCAAACAUUAAGUAGAAGUAGUAGUGGGUGGGAUUUACAGAAUAUUAUUUGUCAAUCAAAUUCUAAAAGCAAAAUAUAUAAGCCAUGUUUUGGAGAUAUAGACCUUAACAGUAAAGUAUUAAAUGAAAUGAAUAGAAGAAAAAUCUUUUUUGAUAGAUCUGUAAAAAAAACUGAUAUCAAAUAUGGUGAAGAGAAUCCUAAAAUAAAAAUAAAUGAAGUUGAUAUUAGUAAUGAUUCAAGGUUAGAUUUACUCAAUACUAGUUCAAUUGAUUCAGAAAAAGAUACCAAUGGACAAGUAACUUAUACAUCUGAAAAGUUAGAUGUCUCAAGAGAUGGUAACAUGGAUAAUCAUUAUUUGGUAGAUACUGAACAAGAGGGUAUAUUGCGUGGAACACCUAGUAGAAGAUAUCAACUUCCAGAUUUACCAACUUUUUCAAUAGAAGAAAAAGUUAAUAUGCUCUUUGGACUUAAUAAACCUGAUUAUAGUACCGCAGUACAAUCUUCUUUAAAAUAUACAGGUCCAAAAGUGUCCAGUGCUUCUUCACUAAAUAGAAGAGAACCAAAAAUUGAUGAUAAUAGAACUAAUAAAUAUGAAGAUAAAAAUACUCAAUAUAAUUACUCUAAUAAAGGUAGCACUGAAUCUAUAGACUUUUACACUCUACCUGUUGAUAACAGCAAAAUUGAUCAAUUAGUAUAUAUAAUGAAUCGGAAAGCCAAAUCAGAUACUAUAGAGGCUAGUCGAGAGAAAAUUUUGAGAAAUAGGGAAUUAGACAAAAUUGACAAAUUUGUCCGUGAUAAGGCAUUAUCAUAUUUAGAAGCUGAGCAGAAACAAUAUAAUGAAAUUUCUCCUACAGAUGUAAAUUCAAUGCAAGAAAUUAUUGGAUCACUUCCUCCAAAAGUUGUUAGUGAAAUACCUUUAAGUUUAUCACAAGAAAAAUUUAUUGAUAAAGUUCAAAAAGAAAUAAAGGGAGCGAAUAAUAAAUACAAUAAUAGUGAAGAUGUCCGAAAUAUUCGACAACUUGAAAUGCUAGAAGCAAGAAAGAAAUACAUAACUUCACAUUUUCCUAGUAGUAUUAAAUCAAAAGAAUUAGUGGAUGAAAUUAUGAAUAUGGAAAAACAACGUGCACCAAAAAUACCCAAUAAUAAAGAGAAAAAAAAAGAUGAUUUAGAUGAAACAAACAAAAUAAAAGAGCUUAAACAUAAAGAUAAAAUUUUACAAAUGAGAGAGCUCGAUACUAUAAAUGAGUCGAAAUCUAAAGUUAAAUUUUCUACACCUUCAAAGACUUCCGUAACUGUAGCUAGACUGAAAUAUACACAACCUAACAUAUUACAAAAGGGCAAAGUAACAGUAGAUCGUUACAAUGGAAAAAAUAAUAAUAUAAAUACUAGUAAAAAAAUUCCAAAUAAAAGUAUUUCUCUUGUAUCAGUUGGAAGGCUACGGACGCCUACUCCAAGUGUUUCUGCUGAAUCUCUGACUCAGAAAUUCCGAUCCAAUAUAGAAUUUGAUAAUAACCAAAAAAAUAAAAUUAUAGAGUUACUAAAAUCACAAAAUUCAAAUUUGCAAUAA
Messenger RNA from Cryptosporidium muris RN66, 1629 nucleotides. RefSeq lists its product as uncharacterized. The record is from RefSeq and is a predicted model, not a curated record. Lineage: Eukaryota; Apicomplexa; Conoidasida; Eucoccidiorida; Cryptosporidiidae. The transcript has a single exon. The coding region runs from base 1 to 1629 and encodes 542 amino acids.